CAAAAAUUAAUCAUGUUCUGAACACAGGGAAUAAUAAAAUAUUAAAAUCUAAUCUAAAUCUAACAUGGGACAUGGGAUGAACUUUGCUUCACAGCUCGGCAUGCGAUGCCAUUCGACGCUUGCUGACUGAGGAGGAUUGUUCAUCAGAUCAGAUGCACAUCCACAUCAGAAAGAAUUUCAGAUGAGCGUUCUGAAGGACGGUGGUAUUGCAUGGCGUUCACGAAAAGUGGUGUCAGUAGAGCCCCUUUAGAUAUUCCACUGUCACCGGGUGCCGGAACGUAAUGCAUUCGGAAAAAGGAUCCUCGGCUCGAGAAAAAAUCGAGCGAUGAUUGUCGAGAACGGGGUCCUCCCCUGCUGACCUUCAUUGCGGGUGAUGCUCCUGUGCUGGCGGAUUGCAUAAUUGUUGUUAUUUGUGACCACACUCUCGAGGGACGGAUCUGUUGUGCUCCUUGGGCCGUCACGACCUUGGCGUUUGCCAGCCUCCUGGAAAAAGCGGGCUACAGGGAUUUACGAAUUAUCCGCGAAUCGUCUAUCGUCUCGAGCUUCGAGGUCAACGUGAUUUUACCGGAAUGUAAGAUGGUUUUGUCCGUAGCGAUGCUUUACACGACGAUGCGAUGGCGGAGUCUCUUAUCGGGAAAUUCUGAAACCUGCUACGGGGGAGGAUAUGCUAUUUCGGAGAUGUUUAGAAGGGGGUUCCCUCCAGAGACGUCGGACGAGAAGAGACAAUUGUUGCUUGAUUGUUUGGACUGGGACUGGAAUUGUGCUUUGCUCUUGGACCAGUGCAUGGCUGGUGUGCAUUGGUCCAGCGAUCCCUGAUUCUGCGUGACUCGGAUGCACACCUGUAGCGGUUAAGUUCGUUCUUGUUGAUCCUGCCAUGCGAAGGUUCAUCCCGCGCUGUGACAAGUCGGGCACUUUCAUCCCGACCUCAUAAUAAUUUCGAUCGACUUUGUGACAAUCGCCCCGUUCUUUUGCCAAAGUGUCGACCUUCAUUUUGUGCGAACUGGCGCAGAUGAUGAUUUCUCUCAAACCCUGCAGGCUUGGUAGCAGCAACCACAAUGAUGGCCUUCAUCAUGAACUUUGCUUUCCUUAUUGCUCCUUGCGAUCUGCUAGAAAGCCAGAGCGUAGUGAAGAGAGGGCCUCCGGCGGGGCCGGUGCUAUCUGAGGUGUCGAAAGCGUGUCAUUGCUGUCGCACCUGCUUUCUCCAGGAAAGACAGCACACUGUAACUCGGCAUUGAGAAUGAACAUGUUCAGUUGUUUAGAAAGUCGAAAGGAAGAAUAACUCAGCUAGACUAGCACCUCGAGAAUCACUUUCUGUUAUUCUGCUGUACGAAUAUGACUCUUUCUUCGCUUUUAGUGUUUGAUAAGCAAAAAAUAAUCUUUUUUAUCUGCUCUGCGUAAAGGUGACAGCAUCAUCAGCCUCCAUGCUUCACUGAGAUAUGCCCAAGACUCUGUUCGUCGG
Marchantia polymorpha subsp. ruderalis is the source of this 1459-nucleotide messenger RNA. The record is from the annotation of a GenBank genome assembly. NCBI's taxonomy places the organism in Eukaryota, Viridiplantae, Streptophyta, Marchantiopsida, Marchantiales, Marchantiaceae.